AUGGAAAGAACAGUUCAGUUUAUUCUGCUGCUGAAAAUAAUCUUUGCCACUUUACUGAAAAACGUUCUUUGUGGGGAUCCACCAGUUAUCAUCGCAUUUUACUUUCCCCCUGUUUUGAAAGAGGGAGAAAGAACAAAUACAAUUUGUUCUGUUCGCUCAGGUGACAGACCAAUUGAAUUCAAGUGGAUAAAAGAUGGUCAACCACUGCCUGUAUCACCCACUGUUAAUGUACAGUCAUUUGAAGAUUCUUCUGUUUUGUUUAUAAAAUCUGUCGAUUCUGGAAGUUCGGGGAAUUACACUUGCAUUGUAACAAAUUCUUUCGGCAAAGACCAGCAUACCGCAUCUCUCGUUGUCACUUCUCCCCCGACAUGGUUAAAAGAACCAACAGACACUGUUGUGAAGGAAGGAGAAAGCAUUUCAUUAGAAUGUGCAGCAUCAGGAGUUCCAAGUCCACAUGUUAAAUGGAAAACAGAUGUGAAAGGAACUAAAAUAACAUCAGAUUCUUCGAGUGCAGUUUAUGUUUCAUCGACAGGUGGAUUAGUAAUUGGUAAAGUGACUUAUUCUAUGGAAGGAUCUUAUACAUGUGAAGCUGAAAAUGGGUUUGGAAUCCCACUUACCAAAAGUAUUUCUCUCACUGUUCGUGUUCCAGCAAGAUUUGAGGAAAAGUUCAAGGUAGAAUCUGUAAAACAGGGGGACAGUGCUGUUUUAAGGUGCGAUGCAACGGGAGACGAACCUAUAUCCAUCGUAUGGUAUAAGGAUAAGAGAGAAUUGGAGAUUACAGAAAUGUCCGGGUACGAAAAGUUUGAAACCUAUUCGAAAAAUGGUGUUAAUUCUGAACUGUUUAUUCGGAAUGUUGGGCGUGGAGAUGGAGCUCUCUAUUCCUGUACUGCUACAAACAGUUAUGGAAAUGACGAACGGAAUAUCAAAGUUCUUGUAGUAGAGGUUCCCGAAAAGCCGUUAGAUGUGAAGGUACUGGACGUGUGGGCUAGAAGUGCCAGUAUUCGUUGGACAGCACCCUAUUCUGGAAACAGUCCGAUACAUAAAUACCGAGUACAAUACUGGAGAGAUAAACAUGGUCCCCAGACGUUGAAUGAAGAGGAUGUUGCAGCCACUCAAACUAAUACCGUCAUCCAGGAUUUGAAGCCGGGAACAUCGUACGCAUUGGCCGUUGUGGCUGAAAAUGAAAUAGGACACGGAGAACCCUCUGAGAUUAUUGGAUUUGUCACUAGUGAAGAAGAGCCAAGUGGUCCACCAACUGAUUUGUAUGUCGAAGCAAGAGGUCCAACAUCUAUUCUAGUUAAAUGGAAGCCACCCCCAAAGGAAUGCCUUAACGGUGAAUUGAAAGGAUACUAUGUUGGGUAUAGAACAGAAGGAACCAACCAGCCUUACAGUUUCAAAAGCAUCGAGGCCAAUAGUAAUGAGAACUACGAGUAUUUAGUGACGGGCCUUACGAAAUCUGCAAGAUACAGCGUUUUGGUCAAGGCUUACAAUAAAGCCGGUACUGGACCCCCUUCGCAAGAAUUAAUCGUCAGGACUCUCGAUGGAGAUUUACCGAAAUCCCCACCGAUUUCAUUGGUGAGUACUUCUGAAUCAGAAAUAACCGUAAAAUGGAAUCAAGUGGUGAACAGAGAUGACCCAUUAACAGGUUACACGCUGCAUUACCAAAGGACCAAUGGCCACUGGUUGCACGUCCCUCUCGUGUCUGCUGAACAGUCCAGUUAUUCCUUGACUUAUCUUCAGGCUGAUACACUUUAUCACAUCUACCUGACAGCAAACAACAAGCAUGGACGGGGGCAGGCCAGUGAGAUCAUCACGGUCAAGACAAAAGAGAAAGGUUCGAAAGAUUUUCCAAUGUAUUUGGAUCUUCAAAUCCUAGUGCCUGCCGCCGCUGCUUUGUUUGCAGUCAUCGUUGUUAUCAUAGUUGUUAUAGUUUACGUCAUCAAAUCUAGAUCUAGAGAAGAUUUAGUCAAAGAUCAAAUUAAAGCUUUAGCUGGUCAGUCUCAAUAUAUCUAUGCAGCAGCUGCUCAGCGAUAUGAUAGCGUAGAUAAAGGCAGGCCUUUCAGUCAAGGGGAACCUGGAACACCGGCUGUCAGUCUAGCUUCCUACGCCUCCAUACCCUCUAGGAUAGACCAGGAUGACCUCUAUGGUGGACCCAUUGAGGUCAAGGGGCCUUACGGACAGAAUUAUCGUGAACGGCCCUCGUCAUUUCCUAGACCUGCUAACAAGAGGCCUCCAGCUCAUCCCCGACAACAACAGCAUACUGCAUCAGUAGCUCCACAACCCCAAGCUCAGCCUCCACAACAACAGCUGCCCCAAACACCACAGCAACAGCCCCAAGCUGCUCAACCGCCACCACCCCCUCCUCCUCCACCACCUCCGCCGCCCCCUCCACCGCCGCCCUCGCAGUAACAGACAUAAUAACCCUUAUGUAAUAGGCAGCUGGUAUUGAUUUUUUUUUUUUUUCAUUAAAAACCGCUAUAUAAUCGAUCUUUGGAAACUAGGGUAUCUUUUCACUAAACUAUACGAAUAUAAAUAUUGCUCCAACGAAGAAUAUGUUACACUUUGUUUUAUCUUUCAAAAAUUAUUUAUACAAUUCUUUUUCGUUACAAUUUGUUUAAUAAUUUGUGUCCUGUAUGAAUCGUCUUGUAUAAAUCGUAUUCGUAAUUUCUUAGCUCUAUAAGAAAAAUGGUACGCUUCUCUUAAUCCUUUAAACAAUAAUACAUUUUUUUGUACAAUACGAUAGGUUGUGUGCUGAAUAAACCAAUGUCAAAACUUUUUAUACCUUUAAAAAAUAUGCAACGCUUUGUGCUUCCUUUUAAAAAAAAACUAUCUAUAAAUCUUUUUUGUUAAGGUUUAUAGGGCAGUUCGUGUGCUGUACAGUUUAUAUUUAAAAUUUCUAACGCCUGUAAAAAAUAUGUACCCUUUGUUUUAAUUUUUAAAAGUUUGUGGUAAACUUAUGACAGUUCGAUUGUUGUAUAAAUCUUAUUCAAAAUUUCUUACAUCUUAAAAAAAUAUGCCUUGUUUGGCGUUAUCUUUAAAAUUUAUCAAUGCAAUUUUUAAGUUUUAUUCGAAGCUUUUGUGUAGCGCAAAUUAUAUUUAUAUCUUUUCUGUGUUGUGAAACAUUUGCCACGCUUUAUUUCUCUUUUAAAUAUUAUUAUUAUAACUUGUUAAUGAUUUAUAUGAGAAUUAAUAAGUUGAUUAAAUCAUAUUCAGAAUUACUUUAUACACAUUAAAAAUAUGAGCGUUUUGCAUUAUUUAAAAAUGCAUUCAAUUUUUUUUUUAAAUUCGUCGAAAAAAUACGAGUGGUACGAAAAUGCUACGUGCUGCGAAAGUGCUACGAAAAAUACACUUUCAGGAUUUCUAACAUCUAAAAAAAGGAACGCUUUGCUUUAUCUUGUAGAAAUUUUGCAAUUAUUAUUAAAAUUUAUAUGACAGCUUCUGUGUUGAAUUAAGCAUACUCAGAGUGUUUUAGACUUUUGAAAAUAAGAAACACUUUUUGUUACCUU
This is a messenger RNA of Parasteatoda tepidariorum (common house spider), 3506 nucleotides long. Lineage: Eukaryota; Metazoa; Arthropoda; Arachnida; Araneae; Theridiidae. The record is from RefSeq and is a predicted model, not a curated record.